AUGGCCGACGCUCCUUCCUCUCCAGAAGCUCCCCUUGCUGCCCUCCCCUCCAUCACAGCAACUCGCUUGGAUGCCCCCAAGCGCUUUCUCUCCCCCGUAUCUGAUGACGCCGUCUCUCCUGUGCUCGCUACAUCUCGCCGCCCCACCACAUCCCGAUUGUGUACCCCUCCAGCCUCCCCUCGACGCACCACAAUGACGGCCCCUGCAUCCACAAACCCCGCGAUCUCCACCAAGGGAUGGCAAUUGACAGCAAUGUGCGAUGCGCACGAGAACUUUGAAGCAGUCCGCCGAGUUUCCGCCCUGAACGCAGAAGAAGUUGACAAGGCGAUCCAUGAUUUCGAGGCUAUGGGCAUACCUAUUGUCAUUCAGGACUGGGACAAACUGGAACAAUGGGACCCUGAAUUGUUUAGCUUGGACUGGCUGACACAGAGUAUGGAUGAUCAAAAUAUUCGUGUACGAAAUGUCCACAACCUCCAGGACAGUGAGAUGCCAAUCCUAGAUUUUGUGAAGAAAUCUCGGGCGCAAAGUAUUCACCGCACCGACGAAGAAACGGAACGGCUUUAUUGGAAGGAUGCGGACUGUCCUCAAGGCUGGCGAAAGUGGUUGCGGGAUAACCUUCCUGGCGGUAUUCUACCCGGAAAUCCCAAGGACCUCCUUCGCCAUCUUCCGAAAUCGAAGAACGUUGAGUCUAUGAUGUGCUACCUCGGCAUUGGUGAUACGUUCACAGCAUCCCACAAGGACAUAGCUGCGUCCACAGGUCACAAUCUCAUGUGUUUCUCGGAACACGGGGGGUCUUCCUACUGGUUUAUGACGAAAACGUCGGACGCCGCCACCGUAGCGGAGUACUUUCAAGAAACACUCCACCAGGAGCUUGAUUGGGAGAACCAUGUCACGACCAUCCGCGAGUUCGGCGACGCUCCCUUUACCGUGUACGUCACAGAGCAGAAGGUCGGCGACCUUAUUUUGGUCCCUUCGCGAGGCGUGCACCAGGUGGUGAACCAAGGGGGACUUGCCAUGAAGGCGAGUUGGUCGCGAAUGACAUUCACGAACAUGAAGGACGCUCUCCACUCGGAACUCCUCAUAUACCGCCGCGUCUGUCGCCCUGAACAAUAUCGAGUCAAGGCGACAGUGUACAGUUCGUUGCUCUCAUACACUGACGAGCUUCGAAAGGCUCUCGAGCUCGCAGCCGCCUCGACGACCGACUCCGAAUUGGUUGACCGAAAUAUUUCACACGAGGACGCCCAGCCCUUGGAUACGAACUUGAAGUUCGCUGUGGCGCCAUGUCUAAUCCGGGUCUUGAAGUUCUUUCAGCAAGUUCUACGAGACGAAUACGACGACGGUCACGACCAGUAUCCUCACCUCGCGUCUGACGAAGUCGAGUUGUCACACCUCGCCUGCGAUUUCUGUGGGGCCGACAUCUUCCAAAGCUUCUUCGAAUGCUCUGCAUGCGGUGAUGCUGAAGGAAAGGGCGUUGGUUUCGGCCUCAUAAUCUGCCCCGGUUGCUACGUUGAAGGCCGCACAUGCGAAUGUGACAACAUGACGCCGUCCCAAUGUCGACCAAUCAAUAUACUGAUUGAGGCGUACAACGGCGCUGCUCGGAUUCUACAUCAGGCCGGGUACAAGAAUAUCAGGUGA
This is a messenger RNA of Epithele typhae, 1635 nucleotides long. RefSeq lists its product as uncharacterized. NCBI's taxonomy places the organism in Eukaryota, Fungi, Basidiomycota, Agaricomycetes, Polyporales, Epitheliaceae. Gene Ontology annotation, cellular component: cytoplasm. The record is from RefSeq and is a predicted model, not a curated record. The transcript is spliced from 5 exons. The coding region runs from base 1 to 1635 and encodes 544 amino acids.